AUGGAUCAUAAAGUUGUCGCGUUAAAGUGGGACUCCCGGAGCCUGCAGUUGAGUCCGCGACCGAUCGGAACGUACCUGCGAGCAGACGGCCGACUCGGGCGCCGACGGCGACAAGGUUCCUCCGGUCAGCCUGGUGCAGAUUCAGUGCUUUCUGAUGGUGUCUUGGAGGUAGCAAGUUCCAGGUCCGCAUUUCUGUCGAAGCAUGAUACGUCUGCGCUUACAUCGGAGGAGGGCACUCGUCGCCAGCGGGUUUGGAGCUUUGCCUUGCCCCUGUCGCGCCGGCGUUUCUCUGAGGCGGAAGAAGAGGCCCGCGGCUCAUCGCUCAAGUCAUCUGUCCAGCCCAGGGCGACUAGGAAGCAGCCGUCGUGGAAGUAUUUGGUAUCGGGUGCACUUGCUGGCGUCAUUUCGCGAACAGCGGUGUCACCGCUUGAGGUCGUCGCAACGAUGAACAUGUCGACUUCGUUGGCGACGCGUAACUUUAUCCACGAAAUGAUUGAUAUCUUCCGCCGGGAGGGUCUGCCGGGUCUAUUCAAAGGAAAUCUUGCGAACUGUCUGAAGGUCGCACCCACAAAAGGCAUUCAAUUUGUCGUGUUCGAGACCUUCAAAAGGCUGAUGGCUCGUCGGCGCCAGUGGUCCCAGGUACGCCGAGCAGCGCGCUUCCCCGAGGGCAACGUACUUGUGGAGGAGCUCGAUGAUAUAGAGCUUACAGCUGGUGAGCGCCUGAUCGCUGGAGGCAUCGCCGGUAUGGGUGCAGCUGUCCUAUGUUAUCCACUUGAGGUUUCCAAAACGCUUCUGACCGCCGAACCUGGGCGCUAUCGGGGCGUGUUCGGAACGCUGCGAUCUCUCGUUCGGGAAAGAGGCUUCCAAGCAUUAUACCGCGGGCUCGUACCGACGAUGAUCGCCAUGUUCCCGUACGUCGGCCUCGAAUUUAUGGUGUACGAGCAGCUCAAAAUAACUCUGGCGAAUAAGCGUGCUCUAGCUAUGGCCGCCGUUGGAAAAGGCCCAGAAGGAGCGUCGCCAAAUGCUCGACUCGGACGACAGCCGUCGAGCGACCAGCUCCCUGUCGGCGUUCUGCUGCUGAUUGGAGCGAUCGCCGGCACAGUUGCCCAAACGGCCUGCCAUCCGCUAGACGUCAUACGCAAGCGAUUACAGUUGCAGGGCAUUGGCAACCGACCGGUUCAAUAUAAGAGUAUGAUCCAUGUAGCCCAAGAAAUCAUUAGAAAUGAAGGUGGAGUGCGGGCAUUGUACAAAGGCCUAUCACCGGCAGCAACGAGUGUGUUCCCCAGCGCUGGCGUAAGCUAUCUCGUUUACGAAUGGUGCAAGAAUGCUCUCGGGGCAAAAUCAUUCUGA
Molecule: messenger RNA, 1350 nt
Organism: Cyanidioschyzon merolae strain 10D
Lineage: Eukaryota; Rhodophyta; Bangiophyceae; Cyanidiales; Cyanidiaceae
Exons: 1
Coding region: 1-1350 (449 amino acids)
Biological process (GO): transmembrane transport
Source: RefSeq, a predicted model, not a curated record